Molecule: messenger RNA, 1355 nt
Organism: Amphibalanus amphitrite
Lineage: Eukaryota; Metazoa; Arthropoda; Thecostraca; Balanomorpha; Balanidae
Product: serine/arginine repetitive matrix protein 1-like
Exons: 3
Coding region: 105-1346 (413 amino acids)
Source: RefSeq, a predicted model, not a curated record
CAGUGGAGCGCAGCAACAGAGUGGUGCAGGAGAAGCUGAGGUGCUGGCUGUCAGAAAACCCUGGCUGCAAAUGGCCUGAGGGCCUCCGAUUUGUUCAGUGGGCGAUGAACACGCAGGUCCACGAGGGAAUCAAAAGGACCCCUUUCGAAGCGACCUUUGGACAGAAACCUCAUCUCGGACUUCGCGACUCCAAAAUUCCCAGGAGCAUCGCAAAAACCCUGAGAACUCAGCAGGAGCUCGAAGAUCUCGCAGCAGCAGGACCGUCUCGUCGCGACGACUCACCGCCAGUCAGUGGGGACUGCCCGUCGGUCAGCAGGCCGCUGACCUCGCCGACUGCAGCGAGGCAGCCACCACCGGGAACAGGUUCGCCGUCAUCGUCUCCGUCAUCGUCUCCGUCAUCGUCUCCGUCAUGGUCUCCGUCAUCGUCGCCGGUCAGGGAGUCGCUGCCACCGUCGCCGGUCAGGGAGUCGCUGCCACCGUCACCGGACAGGGGAUCGCCGCCACCGUCACCGGACAGGGGAUCGCCGCCACCGUCACCGGACAGGGGAUCGCCGCCACCUCCACCGGACAGGGAGUCGCUCCCACCGUCACCGGACAGGGAGUCGCUCCCACCGCCACCGGACAGGGAGUCGCUGCCCCAGCCGCCGGACAGGGAGUCGCUGCCCCAGCCGCCGGACAGGGAGUCGCUCCCACCGUCAACGGGAAGGGGAUCGCCGUCGCCGUCACAGUCACCGAACAGGAGGUCGCCGUCAUCUCAGCCCACGCAUCAUCCAACGUCUGGCUCGGCUGAGCCGCAGCCAGGACCUAGCGGCCUGCAAUGUGUCUCCUGUGGGCUGCGGGUACAGCAGGGGGACAGCUCCUGCAGGCUCUGUCAAAAAGCAAAGUCAGCGAAACGUCACCGCAGAGAGGCAUCAGCAGCGCAACAGCAGCAGGCGGCCAAGAUGCUGCGUAGAUCGCGGCAGUCUCGCCUCCUUGUCGGCCAAACCGUGAGGCUCGGCAUACCCGACGUAGACCGUGCCAGGAACCAGCCACCAAACAUUUUGGCAAUUAUAACUGAGGUUCGCGAAGACGGAUACACCUUGGGUACAGAGUACGGUCGCCUUUCCGGAGUUUACAGUCGUGCGUCACUCACUCCAUCAGACGUCGACUUUCUCACGCCAGAGUUCAUCCCGGAUGGCGAACCGGUGACAUUGAGGGAGGCAGCGCGGCGUGCGUCGGGGGGCACCGGUCAAGGGAUACUCAAGUGCACCUGCAAACGUGUGUGUCGUGGGCGCUGCAAAUGUGUCAGCAGCGGACGGAUGUGCUCCUCGCGUUGUCACAAGAGCAGAACGUGCAAUAAUAAGUAAAAAAAAAAA